Gymnogyps californianus (California condor) is the source of this 2195-nucleotide messenger RNA. RefSeq names its product NCK adaptor protein 2 (gene NCK2). Gene Ontology annotation, biological process: negative regulation of endoplasmic reticulum stress-induced eIF2 alpha phosphorylation; positive regulation of endoplasmic reticulum stress-induced intrinsic apoptotic signaling pathway; negative regulation of PERK-mediated unfolded protein response. Gene Ontology annotation, molecular function: protein binding. Bases 151 to 1293 code for a protein of 380 amino acids. NCBI's taxonomy places the organism in Eukaryota, Metazoa, Chordata, Aves, Accipitriformes, Cathartidae. The record is from RefSeq and is a predicted model, not a curated record. The transcript has 5 exons.
GGGCUGGGAGCCUCCCCGCUGCCGCCGCCGCCCGCCCCGCUCCCCGCCGGCCGGCCGGCCGGAGAUAGUGGUGUGCAUAACUGUUGGAGAGUCCUGCCUUUCACUGCCUGGAUCCUUUUAACAGUGUGCCAAAGAAGGACUCCAUGAAAGAUGACAGAAGAAGUUAUUGUUAUUGCAAAGUGGGAUUACACUGCACAGCAGGACCAAGAACUUGACAUCAAGAAAAAUGAGCGUCUUUGGCUAUUAGAUGAUUCCAAGACAUGGUGGAGGGUAAGAAACGCGGCCAACAAAACGGGAUACGUGCCAUCAAAUUAUGUGGAGCGAAAAAACAGCUUGAAGAAAGGUUCUCUGGUUAAAAAUCUAAAAGACACAUUGGGUUUGGGAAAAACCAAGAGAAAGACGAGCGCAAGAGACGCCUCACCCACUCCUAGCACGGACGCAGAAUACCCGUCCAACGGCAGCAGCGCCGACCGGAUUUACGAUCUUAACAUUCCAGCCUACGUGAAAUUUGCCUAUGUCGCGGAGAGGGAGGAUGAACUGUCCCUCGUUAAAGGAUCCCGAGUGAUUGUCAUGGAGAAGUGCAGCGAUGGCUGGUGGAGAGGUAGCUACAAUGGACAGAUUGGCUGGUUUCCUUCGAACUAUGUAGUAGAGGAGGUUGAGGAGGCAACUGCAGAUUCACCCAGCUUUCUCAGCUUAAGGAAAGGCGCUUCCAUGAGUAACGGCCAGGGCACCAAAGUACUCCACGUUGUUCAGACACUGUAUCCAUUCAGCUCCGUCACAGAAGAAGAGCUCAAUUUUGAAAAAGGGGAAACGAUGGAAGUCAUUGAAAAGCCAGAAAAUGACCCAGAGUGGUGGAAAUGUAAAAAUUCCAGAGGGCAGAUUGGUCUUGUUCCUAAAAACUAUGUAGUAAUCAUUAGCGAUGGUCCUACCAUUAACACUUCCCAUCCACCUCAGAUAAGCUACACAGGACCAUCUUCUACCGGACGGUUUGCUGGAAGAGAGUGGUAUUACGGGAAUGUUACCCGACACCAAGCAGAAUGUGCCCUGAACGAAAGGGGAGUGGAAGGAGACUUCCUUGUUAGAGAUAGUGAAUCUUCGCCCAGUGACUUCUCGGUAUCUCUAAAGGCGUCUGGGAAGAACAAACAUUUCAAGGUGCAGCUCGUGGACAAUGUCUAUUGCAUUGGGCAGCGUCGCUUUAAUACUAUGGAUGAGUUGGUGGAACACUACAAAAAGGCUCCCAUCUUCACCAGUGAACACGGGGAAAAGCUAUAUCUUGUGAAAGCACUUCAGUGACGUUGAAGAUGGACUUGGCCGCCUGGGCCUCUUAUAACUUACAAGCCUUAGGUCCUAAAUUCACUUUUAUAGAGCAGAGCAAUAUCUGAAGCAGGCUUAAGGAAUAGGCUCUUUCUAAAGUGUUUGCUCUGUCGGUUGCUGUUUGUCCUUUUUUUUGUUUGCCUCUUUUUGUGUUCCAGUUCUGUUAAUCUCCGACCACCUCUCUUCAGGUUGGGAGUUUUCCUUGGGUGGCCGUGGCGAGCACUCACCUUCCCGGCUGAGUUCAAAACUCCCCUCUCCUGUGUACGUUUACAUAGUUAGCUCAGAUCAAGGAGGGGCGUUUUCAAUUCAAACCAGUGUUAAUCUGUUCAGAUUGCUCACGCAGGCAGAACUCUCCGUUCAGAGACAUCGGGCACAGUUUGAAUGCACUGAAGCUGCAGCUACUUAAGUGAGAGAGAGUAGACAUAACAGUUGUGGCUGUGAGUUCUGUAGCUAUAUCGCUUACCGAGUAGUAUAUUACAAAAACUCCUAGUUCCUAGAAGCACUCUUUACACUGUACUCUGCUAUUACAUUGCCUCUCUGACUCUUUGUAAAGAGUACACUAAUUAAAAGCAUUUUGUAAUAGUACUUCUUAAACUACUAUGGUAAGAUUGUAGUAAGAGAAAACUAUCUAGUGUAUUUUGGUCUGUAAUUGCAACAAAGAGAAAUUUUAUUUGAAAGUUGAUUACUAGAGAAAGAAUCAUUGAAUUGUAAAGGCUGAAUGUUUUGGUAAUCUACAACCAAAUGUGCCAUCCACAUAAUGCUUUUUCCUCUUGCCCUUCUGCUUGUUUGAAUUAAACGAUUAUGUAUUUAAUUCUCAAAGUAAUAUGUAUCUGUAGCUGAUUGUUGACACUAAUACAGAAGAUAAAUAAAAACUGAUCUUG